Hyaloscypha bicolor E is the source of this 1233-nucleotide messenger RNA. RefSeq names its product DUF1640-domain-containing protein. The coding region runs from base 87 to 884 and encodes 265 amino acids. The transcript has 3 exons. The record is from RefSeq and is a predicted model, not a curated record. NCBI's taxonomy places the organism in Eukaryota, Fungi, Ascomycota, Leotiomycetes, Helotiales, Hyaloscyphaceae. Gene Ontology annotation, cellular component: mitochondrion.
CUCAGGCUUGGACGACAUCAAACAACAAAAGUUGAAGUGGCGAUUGUCUUCGCGCAUGUUACCUUCACCGAUUCUCAGAACUCACAAUGGCCACCCCAGCCAUCAAUCAUGCGCUUCCCAGAUUCCUACUCCCCAAAUUGAGUUGGCAACAGGUGCCACUCCAACAUAACGUUGCACGAGCUUCAAGCACCAUGCCAAAGAGGUACAACGGGCCCCCAAAACCGAGAGCUCCCCCAGUCCAGAGAGUAAUAACAAGAUAUAAUGCCUCUCUUCGAACAAGGUCCAGCAUCCUCAAGAAUCCUGUGCAUCAUCGAGCCUUCCAUGCCACAACACGCCGAGCUCGAGAUCAUCACUUUGACACUCUCAAGUUUGUCCAGCGUUUGCAAGAGGAGGGUUUCACAGAGGCUCAGGCAGUUGCAAUGAUGAAAGUGCUCAGCGAUGUUAUUGAAGAAAGUAUCCAAAACCUCACUCGAACCAUGGUACUGCGAGAAGAUCAAGCCAAGGCAACAUAUGCCCAGAAAGUCGACUUUGCAAAGCUGCGCUCCGAACUCCUUUCUGCCGACUCCACAGAAUCAUCGACCACUCGAGCAUCGCAUGAGCGCUUGACGAACGAUCUCGCGAAGUUAAAUAGCAGAUUGAGGGACGAAGUCAGUAGGACACAAGCGUCUGUGAGACUAGAUCUGAAUCUCGAGAAGGGGAGGAUUAGAGAAGAAGCCAAUGUUCAGGAAUUGAAGAUCAAGGAGACUGAAACGAAGAUUGAGCAGGAGGUUGCAGGGCUCAGGGAGAAGUUGGAGGGCGUCAAGUUCCAAACUUUGCAAUGGCUUAUGGGUGUCUGCACCGGUACCGCUGCAUUGAUUCUUGGUGCUUGGAGACUGUUGAUGUAAAUGCCAUACUUGCAAGCAAACUUAGGAACACGGAAUUUGAGAUGUGUGCACGAGAUGACUUGUGUUAUGACCAGCUACCUAACCCCGCGCCCGUCAUUACUACCGAUUAAAUGGCUCAAUUAGGCAUUCGUACUGGCCUAGGGAAAGUGCCCCUAACAAUGUCGGCCUGUCCUUCGCCUAUGUUCCCCCGAGGAAUAAAUCAACGCUUUUUAGAUUGCUUUGCCAGUGCAACCCCAAAAUCAGGGCAGAAACAAGGAAAAUAUUAUUCAUCGUCAUGAAAUGUUUCAAGCUGUCUCACACAGCCGUCCAUUUCCCAUCCGCUUUCCACAGCAGUCCCAAUGUCUCUCAC